Messenger RNA from Paramecium sonneborni, 1428 nucleotides. NCBI's taxonomy places the organism in Eukaryota, Ciliophora, Oligohymenophorea, Peniculida, Parameciidae. The record is from the annotation of a GenBank genome assembly.
AUGAGUUUGACAGAACAACAAGAGUAUAAUUAUGAUGCAUAAUACUUGGAGACAUUUGGGUGCAAUCAUUCUACAAGGUAGAUACAUUCUGAAAAAUUGAUUUGUCAAUAAUGUGGCAUAUUUAUAAAUAAUGUAAUUGAGUUGUUUUUAAAUUAAAGUCCACCACAAGAGUUUAUAAAACAACAAAAAUGAAAUAUAAUACAUUCUUCAAUCCCUUAAAGAUUUUGGGAAACAUCUUAACUCCAUUAACAAUAGCUUAACAUUAAAUUACUAGAUUGCCAAUUAUUGAUUUCUUAGAAUAAACUUCUGAAAGAUUAAACUUAAGUACAAAUACAACUUUUUUGGCAAUCACAUAUAUUGAUCAUUUUUUUAAUAAAGUAAGUGUUGAUGAAAAACUAAUUUUUUUAUAUGCUGCAGCUGCUCUAAUGUUGGCAGCAAAAGCAUAAGAAUUAGAUGAAAAAAUACCUUUUAUUAGUAAACUUAAACGUUAUUCAUCUUUAACCCCACAUCCUGAGAUCAAUAAUUUUACAACAUAAGAAUUUUGUAAUGCUGAAAAAGCACUAAUUGAAUCCUUAAAUUGGAAAUUAUAGAAAAUUACUCUUCUUGAUCGAAUUGAAUCUCUACUUUCUUUUGGUGUUAUUGAUGAUGAUGACAGUCUCUCACAACCUCCUUAGUAAAAAGAAAAUAAGGAUUCAUAAUUUACUCAUAUAAAGUUAAGAGAUUUAGAUGAAAAACAAAUCAUUAAUUAUGUUAAUGAAGUAGAAAAUAAAUAUAUAGAAACUGCUUAUUCUGUAAUACGAGGUACAAUCUUAUAUAUAAGUAGAUGAUCAAAUUUAUUUCUCAAAUGAUCAAACCAUAUUAGCCUUGUCUUGUAUAGCCUUUCUUAGAAAAAAGGCUGGAUUACUAAAUAUUUGGUCUUAAUAACUUUAAGCUCUUACUGGAGAAUCAGCCUAAAAAAUAUCAGCUACUGUAUCUUAGAUUAUGACUCUAACCCCUAAAAGUAUUAGCAAACCUCUAAUUAACACAUAAUCUAGCUCAUAUCUGAAUAAUUACUAAAUCUCAUCUUCUUAACACAAAAAUUCUUAUAUGAAAAAUAGACAAUAUUUGUUCGAAUCAAAUAAAUCAUCUGCUGGAGAUAUCAUAUCAUAAUAUAAUACUACAGCCAAAACACAUCUCAAAGCUCCCUUAUUUCAAACUUAAUCAACUAUGCAAUUAUAGUAAAAAAGUGAUAUCUGUAAACAUCAUCAAAUAAAUUAAACUAAAUAUUCUAGUAGAAAUAGUAAUUUUACUACAACCAAUAAUUAUUCCUACUUAACUGAUAAUAUUGUUCAUCCAAAUUCAUUUAUGAAACAUGCUGAAUUGGAUAAAAAAUAUGAAUAAUUACAUAAAGUAAGUGAAACAAAAUUUAAAACUAAAAUAUUCAGUUGA